Pocillopora meandrina is the source of this 2556-nucleotide messenger RNA. Lineage: Eukaryota; Metazoa; Cnidaria; Anthozoa; Scleractinia; Pocilloporidae. The record is from the annotation of a GenBank genome assembly.
AUGGGAAUGACUUGGGCAAGGGAACAAAAGGAACGCCUGAAGUCUGCAAAGCGUCAUUUGAAGGUCGAUUUUAAGGUAAAAUUGAAAUAAACUUAAUAAUGUCCAUGUAUAGAGACCUCAACAAACAGGUUCAAGCUUGAAAAAAGACACUUGCCCUGAUGUAUAUAUUUCCCGCAAACGUGGUGUGAUGACGUCAUCAGUCACGUGACCAUGUCUAAAAGUACAUUUUAUCUCAGUGCGAGGACAGACACUGAGCAACUGAGAGCACCUCGCAUAUUUAAAAGAGUAAUGUUAUAUGGAGCAUUUAAAAAUGGCCAGUUUGCCUGAGCGAAAAAGUGGGAGGCUAGCUUUGGGGAUGUAUAUUUUCUUUGUUGGAACGUACAGAAACUUAACCUAACGUGUUGGUAAAUGUUUUUAUGAAGAGACACUCUAUGUAAUCUUCAGGUUGUUAUGAUACCGCCACGUGAUUAGGACGUUCGAAUUUUUUUAAAGACGGCUUUAAAAUUGCAUUUUUCCUCGCUAGUGAAGCAUAUUUUUAUUUCAUGUGUUGACCUAGGCAAAUAAAAGGUGAUUAUUUUUGACUAACUGAUAUUGUCUGUGCAGGUGCACGUUUCGAAGCAAUCGAACAUUCCAGACCAUUGCAGAGCAUAUGCCCUGAGUGAUCCAAAGGACAAGGAUUAUCAGAUGACCUGUCCACAUGAUCAUCUAGAAAACUGCGAUCGUUGUGAGUUGCUCGCGUCAGUUCUGGCAGAUAUACACGACGCUCUUGAGAAGAUGUCAAAUAGAAAUGUGUCACGUGACGUCAUAGAAGAGUUGACCUUCAUCGAAGGUCAGGCUAUGCAAAACAUCUUGGCAUGGAAAGCACACCUACUCCGACGUGUUAAUGAGGAUGAAGCCCGACUAGAGGUGAUUAAUGCUCUCGAUGAAAGUUCAGUACUUCCUGUACAGGACUGGGCCAUGAAAUUUCUACCAAGAAAGUUCAGAGAAAGCCAAAGUGAUUGAAAGCCAAAGUUCGCAAAGAGAGGCAUGUCCUGGCACAUUACCGUAGCUACUCGUCGGGCAGAAAACGAAGAAUUGCAGAUGAUGACCUUCGUACACGUUUUCCAACCUGCAACCAAGACAGCUGCGCGGUGCUGUCAAUUAUGAAGGCUGUCAUUGGAAAGCUGAAGUCACUCUUACCUCAACUGAAAUCUGUAUUUUAUAGGCAGGACAAUGCUGGCUGCUACCACUGUGGAGCUACUAUAGUGGGAGCCAUCUUUGAAAGUCGCUGUUAUGGGGUUUCCGUGAAACGCCUGGACUUCUCGGACCCACAGGGUGGUAAAGGGCCUAGUGACAGAAAGGCAGCGUCACUUAAAUCGCACAUGAGAGUUUACCUUAACCAAGAGUCUAACAUCGAGACUUCCAGGGAAAUGGGAGACGCUAUCCAGUCAUCAGGGGGUGUUCCUGGAGUCGAUGUUACAUUAUGCAGCUCAUCGCAAAACCAAAAACCCUCUUUGAAUGUGAAUAUUGCAGGCGUGAGUUUGAUUUCUAAUAUUGAAUACAACGACGGAGGCCUGAGAGUUUGGAAGGCGUGUGGAAUAGGACCUGGUAAAUGCAUACGACUUUCAGAGCUUAAUACUCCGCAGGUGCUGCAGGUUCCAGAUCUUGUGAAAUGUGAUGGAGAGAGAAUGCCUUAUGCACAUUUCAUUAAAGUGAAGUCCAGGCCUCAGCCUCGCGCAGCUGCUAAUUCUCAGAGAUGUUCAGAUACCGAAGAGGAGCCUGUGGGUGACACCUCGACUGUUCCUCUUUUUUCCUGUCCGGAGGAAGGAUGUGUGAAAACGUAUCAAAGGUUUUCCUCCUUACAGCACCAUCUGGAUCUUGGAAAACACGAACGUGCUUUAGAGAAUGAGACGUUUCUUGACAGAGCAGUGCUCGCCUACGCAGACAGACUACAGGAGCAGUUCUGUGGUAUACCACAGAUACAAGCUAGAAAGCGUCUAAACCUCACAAGUCAUCCGUGUUUACCGAUGGGAUGGGCCCUGAAGUCUGGUCAUGUUCGACGAACAAGAUUUACAGAAAAGCAAAAAGAUUACUUGACAAGUAAAUUCCGUAUUGGAGAGACGACUGGCCAGAAAGCGGAUACAGCGUCUGUAGCCAGGUCCAUGAUGACUGCCAGGGACAGCAAUGGAAACCGCCUUUUUACAAGUUCUGAAUUUCUGACUGGCCAGAAAGUUUCAAGUUUCUUCUCAAGGCUAGCCUCCAAGCGUACACUCAGUGAAAAUGACGGAGAGUGACAUUGAAGAAAACCAGAACGUAGAAGAUGAGGAAGCCUUCAGCGAGCUGAGAAGUGAAAUCCUUCAAGAAGUUUCCCUCAGUCAUCCCAUCUGCUAUGACAGUUACUACAUUUGCGAACUUAUUGCAGAUUCAAAGCUGUCAAAAUUUGCAAUUCAGAUGCUUCAGAAUAUCUGCGAGCACUUUGAUAUUCCGACAACCGACAUCAAAGUGAAGAGGAAAGCUCCUUACAUCGAGAGGUUGAUCACCUUUGGCAAAAAAUGCACCUGUCAGGGAAAACUUUAA